Gymnogyps californianus (California condor) is the source of this 8136-nucleotide messenger RNA. RefSeq names its product immunoglobulin like and fibronectin type III domain containing 1 (gene IGFN1). The record is from RefSeq and is a predicted model, not a curated record. The coding region runs from base 15 to 7949 and encodes 2644 amino acids. The transcript is spliced from 34 exons. Gene Ontology annotation, molecular function: protein binding. NCBI's taxonomy places the organism in Eukaryota, Metazoa, Chordata, Aves, Accipitriformes, Cathartidae.
CUGAGCAAAGCAUCAUGACGAGCCAUCAGGCAGUAAAAUCCUUCAAGAAAUCUUCUGUCCCAGGAGUUGUUAUCACCCAGUUUGUGGAUGAUAUUCCAAAAGGAUGCAGUACACCUGACUUUGAGCGGAAACCAGUCACUCUGACAUUGCAGGAAGGUAAAAAUGCCAUUUUCAGAGCUGUGGUCAAAGGUGUCCCCACCCCUGACGUGAAAUGGACGCGUGUACAAGGAAGAAUGGAUGAUCCUGCCAAAUACGAAACAUUCUUCAAUAACGUUACAAAUGAAUUCAUUCUGCAGAUAAACAAACUCACUAGAGAUGACAGUGAUUUGUAUCGUUGCUUUGCUGUGAAUGAAUAUGGGGAAGCUGCAUGCUCUGCUGGCCUCAGGAUCAUACAAGUUGGCUUUAAGAGGAAAGCAAAAUAUGUUCCUGUUUAUCCUGCUGAUGAGUUCAAAAAGAAGCUUCAGGACUUCAGGAAGCUGCUGAGGAAGCGGGCCCCAGCACCAAAACCAAAACCCUUGGACAAAGAAGCAGUCUGGCAACUGUUGCUGCAUGCAGAUAGGAGAGAUUAUGAGAAAAUCUGUAUGAAAUAUGGAAUUGUUGACUUCCGUGGGAUGCUGAGAAAGCUGCAGGAGAUAAGGAAGGACACAGAGAGUGAACAAGGAGAGUUAAUACACAGUAUCAGAAACUUUGAACACAUCAAAGUCAACAAGGAUGGAAAAGCUACGUUCAGUCUGAUGAUGGACCUGAAAAACAGUAACAGCAAAGUUUAUCUGCUUAAGGACGGUGAGAGGCUCCGAUAUGGAACGGGGGAUGAAUACAGAAAGCACUGCCUGAGGCGAAUUGGAAAAAAGUAUAAUUUCAUUGUCAAUGAUGUGCAGCCAGACGAUGCAGGCUUGUAUCAAGUCAGAGUGGAGGAUGUACCUGUUUUCUCAACAGAACUGGAUGCUGAAUCCAUCCCUGUGAGAUUUGAGCAGCCACUCAAGGAUGUGCAUUGUCCUGAGGAAGAAGAUGCUGUCUUUGAGUGUACCCUACGCGCACCCUGCUACGAUGCUGUGUGGCUACACAAAACCCACCUCCUCGAGGCAAGUGAGAAGCACCAGAUCUCCAUAACACCUGAUGGUCUGAACCACCAGCUGAUUAUCAAAAACGUUGUGCCCUCUGACAACGGCAUGUACACGCUCGACACUGGACUCUGCUCCUCAAAUGCCUGGCUUAUUGUAGAGUAUCCCAAAGGAAAGAGGAGACAGGGUGAAGGAGGUGAAAGAGAGAAAACUGAGUGGCUGAAAGAAACAUUGCCAGAUAAAGACAGGGCUAAGAAACUUCGACGCAGAGAAUAUGUUGGUGAUGAAGAUCAUCUUAUGGACACUGGCGAGGAAGAAGAUGGCUGGUACAGAAAUGGUCAAGGCGGCAGUCAAGGCCACACCACUGAUGUUGAUGGAAGCCAUAGAUUUUUGGGAAAAGAUGGGCUACACGGAGCCCACAGAAAUGGAAGGAUGGGAUUUGGGCAGUUUUCUGGAGCAGAACUAGAUGGAGACUCAAGGACAAAUGAUGGUAGUAGCUUUGGAUUAAAAGGUUUAGGAGGCAAAAGUGGAUUAAGGCCUUUCCAUGGCAAGGAUUCUAUGACAGGCAGAGCAGAUACUGGUGAUGAAUUAGGAGGAGCAGGUGAAUGGUAUUCUGUGGAUGGCAAAGAUGGUGGUAUGCUGGAUGCUGCUAACAUUGACAUGGAUGAUGGAGAAGGUGUGGGCUCUCAGCAUGACAAGGAUGGUAAAUUACGUGAUACUAGUUACAGAGCUGGCUUUGGGGGUGUUGGGAGAUUAGGUGCUACUGAUGGAAGUUCUGUGUUAGAUGGACUCGAUCCCGACUCAACUGGAGUGGGAGAUAGAGGAAUGAGGUCCCCCUAUGGCAAGGAAGGUCUGCCAACUCUAGUUGAUAGGAAUGGAGCAAGUAUAAACAGAGAAGGACAAACAGGGACUCCCCAUGGCAAGGAUGGCCUGACACUUCAUGCUAGCGGUCAUUUAGGUCAGGCAGGAAGGUCUGGCUUGCUGUAUGGCCCAGGUGGUCUUCUAGCUGGAGAGGGGGCUAUAUCUGGUGCAGGUGGCAGUUCUACAGGGGAAAUGCAGACUUUGUAUGGUCCAGAUGGUCGGCCAGUUGGAGCAGGUGUUGGUGAUGCUGGUGUAGCUGGUGCAGGGGCAGGUGGGUCUCCCUAUGGAAAGGAUGGGGGAUUUGGGGCUCCUUAUGGAAAGGAUGGUCUCCCAGCCGGAGCAGGUGUUGGUGGUGCUGGUAUAGCUGGUGCUGGAUCUCCCUAUGGAAAGGAUGGUUUCCCAGCUGGAGCUGGUGUUACUGGUUCAGGGGGAUUUGGAUCUUCAUAUGGAAAGGAUGGUCUUCCAGCUGGGGCUGGCAUUGAUGGUGCUGGUGUAGCUGGUGCAGGGGGACUUGGGUCUCCCUAUGGAAAGGAUGGUCUGCCAGCUGGGGCUGGUGUUGCUGGUGCUGGUGUAGCUGGUGCAGGGGGAGUUGGGUCUCCCUAUGGAAAGGAUGGUCUCCCAGCUGGGGCUGGUGUUGGUGGUGCUGGUAUAGCUGGUGCAGGGGGAGUUGGGUCUCCCUAUGGAAAGGAUGGUCUUCCAGCUGGGGCUGGUGUUGGUGGUGCUGGUGUAGCUGGUGCAGGUGGAGUUGGGUCUCCCUAUGGAAAGGAUGGUCUUCCAGCUGGAGCAGGUGUUGCUGGAGCAGGUGUUACCGGUUCAGGGGGAUUUGGAUCUUCAUAUGGAAAGGAUGGUCUUCCAGCUGGGGCUGGCAUUGAUGGUGCUGGUGUAGCUGGUGCAGGGGGAGUUGGGGCUCCAUAUGGAAAGGAUGGUCUCCCAGCUGGGGCUGGGGCUGGUGUAGCUGUUGUAGGGGGUGUUGGGUCUCCCUAUGGAAAGGAUGGUCUCCCAGCUGGGGCUGGUGUUGGUGGCGCUGGUGUAGCUGGUGCAGGGGGAUUUGGGUCUCCCUAUGGAAAGGAUGGUCUCCCAGCUGGGGCUGGUGUUGGUGGUGCUGGUGUAGCUGGUGCAGGGGGAGUUGGGUAUCUGUAUGGAAGGGAUGGCCUCCCUGCUGGAGCAGGUGUUGGUGGGGCUGCAGUUGGUGAUUUUGGAGGUGUUGGAUCUCCCUACGGAAAGGAUGGUCUGCCAGCUGGAGCUGGUGGUGGUGGUGCUGGUGUAGCUGGUGCAGGAGGAUUUGGGUCUCCAUAUGGAAAGGAUGGUAUCCCAGCUGGGGCUGGUCUUGCUGGAGCAGGCGUCGGUGGUGGUGGUGCUGUUGUGUCUCCCUAUGGAAAGGAUGGUCUGCCAGCUGGGGCUGGUGUUGGUGGGGCUGGUGUAGCUGGUGCAGGGGGAUUUGGGUCUCCCUAUGGAAAGGAUGGUCUCCCAGCUGGGGCUGGUGUUGGUGGUGCUGGUAUAGCUGGUGCAGGGGGAGUUGGAUCCCCUUAUGGAAAAGGUGGUCUCCCAGCCGGGGCUGGUCUUGGUGGUGCUGGUGUAGCUGGUGCAGAGGCAGUUGGAUCUCCAUAUGGAAAAGAUGGUCUCCUGUCUGGAGCAGGUGUUGGUGGUGCUGGUGUAGCUGGUGCAGGGGCAGUUGGGGCUCCCUAUGGAAAGGAUGGCCUCCCUGCUGGUGCAGGCAUUGGUGUUGGUGGUGCAGGGGGAGUUGGAUCUCCCUAUGGAAAGGAUGGUCUCCCAGCUGGAGCUGGUCUUGGUGGUGUUGGUGUAGCUGGUGCAGGGGGAUUUGGGUCUCCCUAUGGAAAGGAUGGUCUCCCAGCUGGGGCUGCUCUUGCUGGGGCUGGUGCUGGUGUAGCUGGUGCAGGGGGAGUUGGGUCUCCAUAUGGCAAGGAUGGUCUCCCAGCUGGGGCUUGUCUUGGUGGUGCUAGUGCCGGGGGAGUUGGGGCUCCCUAUGGAAAGGAUGGUCUCCCAGCUGGGGCUGGUGUUGGUGGGGCUGGUGUAGGUGGUGCAGGGGGAUUUGGGUCUCCCUAUGGAAAGGAUGGUCUCCCAGCUGGGGCUGGUGUUGGUGGUGCUGGUGUAGCUGGUGCAGGAGGAGUAGCGGUUCCAUAUGGCAAGGAUGGUCUCCCAGCUGGGGCUGGUGCUGCUGGGGCUGGUGCUGGUGUAGCUGGUGCAGGGGGAUUUGGGUCUCCCUAUGGAAAGGAUGGUCUCCCAGCUGGGGCUGGUGUUGGUGGGGCUGGUGUAGCUGGUGCAGGGGGAUUUGGGUCUCCCUAUGGAAAGGAUGGUCUCCCAGCUGGGGCUGGGGCUGCUGGGGCUGGUGUAGCUGGUGCAGGGGGAGUUGGGUCUCCCUAUGGAAAGGAUGGUCUCCCAGCUGGGGCUGGUGCUGGUGUAGCUGGUGCAGGGGGAGUUGGGUCUCCAUAUGGAAAGGAUGGUCUCCCAGUUGGGGCUGGUGCUGGUGUAGCUGGUGCAGGGGGAGUAGGGGCUCCAUGUGGCAAGGAUGGUCUCCCAGCUGGUGCUGGUGUAGCUGGUGCAGGGGGAGUUGGGGCUCCCUAUGGAAAGGAUGGUCUCCCAGCUGGGGCUGGUGUUGGUGGUGCUGGUGCAGGGGGAGUUGGAUCUCCCUAUGGAAAGGAUGGUCUCACAGCCGGGGCUGCUCUUGGUGGUGCUGGUGCAGGUGGAGUUGUUUCUCCAUAUGGAAAGGAUGGUCUCCCAGCUGGGGCUGGUGUUGGUGGGGCUGGUGUAGCUGGUGCAGGGCGAGUAGGGGCUCCCUAUGGAAAGGAUGGUCUCCCAGCUGGGGCUUGUGUUGGUAGUGCUGGUGUAGCUGGUGCAGGGGGAUUUGGGUCUCCAUAUGGCAAGGAUGGUCUCCCAGCUGGGGCUGGGGCUGGAGCUGCUCAUUUUCCUUUUGGAGGUGAAGAAGUAAUGGGAUCUCGCCAUGGCAGGGAUGCUAUGCUGAGCAGAGCUCAAGGAUAUAUAGGUGGAGCAGGAGGAGAUGGCUUUUCCUCAGAAGGCAGUGGUGUCGGUGGCUCUGCAAUACGGGGUGCUCGGUCUCCCUAUGGCAAGGACACUGGGGCAGCUGGAGCCAGGGCUGGUGUGGGUGCUAUUGGUAGGUUGGGAGAUGAUGAAAGGGAGUUACAUUCAGUCCGUGGUAAAGAUGUGAUAGGUGCUGUUGAACGAGGUGGUGAAUAUGGGCUGGAUUCACAUCCUGGCAAAUCUUCUAUGGGAGGUAAAACUGGAAAGGGCACUGCCAGUGAUUUCAGAGGAUCAGGGAACAAAGGUUCGUUUGAUGACAGAGAUUCACUUUCAGGUCAAGGAGGUGCCAGGGGUGAACGCAGAGAUUUAGGACAGUUAGGCUCCCUUUAUGGCAAAAAUUCUGCCUUUGAAGGGGCAGGGAGUAAAUCCCAUAACAGAUAUGUUGAUGGAAGGAAUUCAGGUGGUUUUGGUCAAGGUUCAUUGGAUUAUGGUCAGAUGUCAGAUCUUUAUGGUGGACCUCCUUCAAUAAACCAGAGAAAACAGGAACCCGGCCUUGAUAUUAAAGCAAAUGAUUUCUUGAAGAAUACAGAAAGUAUGGGAAAAAGAAGACAUUAUUGCCUAGAUGAUCUGAAAGCACCCCGCUGUUAUGUCAACAAACACUUACUUGAUGUCAGAGUCCUGAAAGGGGAACCAGCUGAGCUGUCUUGCACUGUCAGUAAACAUGAAGUGACAGCAGCCUGGUUUAAAGAUGGAUUAAAGUUAACAAGCAUGGAUGGAGUCUUUUUUGAAAAGAAAGGUCUAGUCCACAAACUAAUUAUUAACAAAGUGGAAGAUAUUCAUGCUGGGAAAUACAGAUUUGAAGGUGGAGAUGUAAAAACUGAAGCUUCAAUUUUUGUUGAAGAUCCUCCACAGGUUGACAAAGUUCUCCUCAAAAACUUAACAAGUGUUCCUACUGUGGCCAAGGCAGGGCAGAACGUAAAGAUCAAGAUCCCUUUUGAGGGCCGGCUGCCGGUCAGAGCAACGUGGCUAAAGGACAGAAUGGAGCUAGUAGAUGACACAAGGAUUCGUGUUGAUAAAACAGAGACCUUUACCAUGCUGUCCAUCUCCAGCAGUGAGAGAGAGGACUGUGGGGAUUACAAAGUCAGGCUGAAGAAUGACAGUGGGGUCCUGGAGAUCAACUUAAAGCUUCUGGUGAUAGACAAGCCACAGCCACCUGCAGGACCCAUCAAAAUUGUAGAAAACUCUGCAAAUGACAUCACUAUUCAGUGGAAGCCCCCAAAGGAUGAUGGGGGCAAACCAGUGCAAAGGUACAUUGUCGAGAGACAGCAGGUGGGCGAGAAGGACUGGGUGACUUUGGGAGAAACCCCCAGGAGCUGUACUACCUUCACUACUAACAAAGUGGAACAAGACAUGAGCUACUACUUCAGGGUGAGAGCUGUGAAUGCCGAGGGAACUAGUGAUGCACUGGAAUCAGAUGAAGUGAAGGCUGUUAGUAAAGCUCCACCUGGUGCCCCAGAUCCCCCUGAGAUUGUCAGUGCCAGUAGAGGCACCGUCACGAUAUCCUGGAAAGCACCUCGUAAAACUGGCAGUUCCCGAAUUGUGGGAUAUAUCGUUCAAAAACGCAAGAAGGGUACCAUGACCUGGCUGCCAGUCAACAAUGUGCCUAUAGCAGACAAGAAGCUGAAAAUGACCAAUCUCAAGAAAGGGCUGCAGUAUGAAUUUCGUGUGGCAGCUGUCAAUGCUGCUGGCGUAGGAGAUGCCAGUGAACCGUCACAGCCUGUCUUUGCACAGGAUUCCAUGAAAUCUCCAGGUCAAGUGCAGGACCUUAAAGUGAGCAGCAGUGACAGCAGUAGCGUCACCUUGACAUGGAAGAGACCUGAAGCGAAAGAUGGGAGUGAUGUGAAAGGCUAUGAGGUGGAGAUGCGGUCUUCUAAGAACCUCAACUGGACCAAAUGCAAUACUCUUCCCAUAGAGACGACCACUUACACAGUUAAAGGCCUCCAAGCCAAGGAGAUGUACUUCCUACGUGUGAGAGCCCUCAAUGACAGUGGUCCGGGAGAAGCCGCAGAGAUUGAAGCUUGCAUCAAAGCUGCUCCCCCUGUAGUUUCUCCCAGGUUACUACUAGACGACACAGUGAAAAGCUUCCUGGUUAUAAAAGCAGGAAAUACCAUCCGAGUGAAUAUUCCCUUUGAAGCGUCUCCAGAUCCAGUGGUGACCUGGUUAAAGGAUGGGCUUCCUCUUCCAAACCGGGCUACAAUAAACACCAAAGGUGGUACCACCCAGCUGCUGAUCAGCGCAGCUGAGUUCACUGACAGCGGCACCUACACUGUUGAGCUCCAGAACGGGUUAGGGAAAAGAGAAACAUUCAGCUUCCAAGUUCAAGUGAUAGAUAUCCCACAGCCGCCUGGACCUAUUCAGUUGGUAGAGAAUGUGCCAAAUACAGUGACAGUAACCUGGGAGCCAUCAGCAUCUGAGAAAUGGGAAAGUAAUCUCUACUACACAGUCCUGAAACGUGAAUCACGGAAGGGCUUGUGGCACGUGGUGGGUGACCUGAUCUACACCAACAAGUUCACAUUCACCAAACUGAUCCCAGGCCAGGACUACUACUUUAGGGUUGUGGCAAAAAAUAACUUGGGAGCCAGUGGUCCGUCUGAAACUCAGCAGCCUUGGAGAAUUCAAAAACCAAAGGCUGAAUUUCAAGUCAAACCACAGAAAUACAGGGGAGUUAAUCAAAACCAGCCCCCGAGAUUCCUCGUCCGGUUGAAGCCUCAUGUGGUGACUACUGGGAGUGAGUGCCAUAUGAGCUGUGCGGUUGGAGGCCAUCCGCCUCCAAAGAUCACAUGGUACAAGGACAGUAGAGACCUCUCCAAUGAUCCUACCUAUUUUUGCACAAACGACUUUGGUGUCUGCUCCCUGGUCAUCCUAGGUGUCACAAAACAGGAUGAAGGAGAAUAUAUGGUAGAAGCCACCAAUGAAUUGGGCUGUGCAUUCACCAAAGCCUUCCUCACUAUUAAAGACUCGACCCUGUAGCAUGGCCUUCCUGAGAACGUCUCUGCACUACUGUGUGAAUGCAAAGGUUUUUAUUGAGAACUGGCUCUAUAAGAAGGCUAUGUAUUUAUUUUCAGAUGUGCAUUAUAGUCUGAGUGUUUUAUUUUUCAGAUCCAGUAGUUGCAUUUUGAACAUGAUGCUGCAUUGUAGUCAAAAUGGGAAAAAAAGC